Messenger RNA from Amborella trichopoda, 794 nucleotides. RefSeq lists its product as uncharacterized. The record is from RefSeq and is a predicted model, not a curated record. Lineage: Eukaryota; Viridiplantae; Streptophyta; Magnoliopsida; Amborellales; Amborellaceae.
UUCUGGAACCCAAUAAUUUCUUUAAUGGAAUAUUAUAUAUACCCCUCUCCUUUUCUCCUUUCUCCAUCUUCUCCAUCUUCUUCUCCAGCUUCCAUGGCUAGGGUUCCAAGUUUUCGGCUUCAUUCCUUGAACCAAGGUUUCCCCUCUCCUCGGACGCAGGCCGAGGAUUCCAUUAGAAGCUUGGCUUUAGUAUUUGCACUCACCUUCAGCCUUCAAUUUGAAACGACACAAGACUAUGCCUUUCUCAGUAUUUGCAUUGUGAAUUUCAUAAUCUCAGUGAUGCUCGUUGUGCUCUCAAUUUGCACCCCACAUUCUUACAGAGCCAUGACAGUGAUGAGGGCUCUCUCAGCUUUAAGACAUGGACUAUUCAUUGCGGCUUUUCUUCUUCAGGGGAUAUUUUCACUCCCCAAGAGAAAAAUCAUGGAUCUUCACUGGCGUUCUUUUAUUCUCACUGCUCUGGCUGUCUGUCCAUUUGCCCGUUAAUGAGAGACAGAGCAAUGAGAUAGAUUAAGUGUAUCUAGAGAGAGAGAUAAGAGAUUAAUUGUAUUUUGGGGCAUCACUGGUUGGGGGUGGAUGCUUCCGCAUAAUCCCCCCAACUCUAUUUUCUAGGUUAAUAUAUUUUUUUUUUAAAUAAAAAAUAAUAAUGAAAUUUUGUCUAUGCUUCUCUAACCAUCCAACCGUUCAAUUUUGAUAAAAAAAGCCACUCAACGUUUGAUCUUAGAUCCGACAUCUCAAAGUAUUUUAUUUUUAAUUUUUUUUUUUUGUUAGUGUCAUCUUCGCAUUGACGCGCACCU